Perkinsus marinus ATCC 50983 is the source of this 427-nucleotide messenger RNA. Its product is annotated as prefoldin subunit, putative. Gene Ontology annotation, biological process: chaperone-mediated protein complex assembly; protein folding. Bases 1 to 408 code for a protein of 135 amino acids. Gene Ontology annotation, cellular component: cytoplasm; prefoldin complex. The transcript is spliced from 6 exons. Gene Ontology annotation, molecular function: protein-folding chaperone binding. The record is from RefSeq and is a predicted model, not a curated record. NCBI's taxonomy places the organism in Eukaryota, Perkinsozoa, Perkinsida, Perkinsidae.
AUGUCAGCAGCUCAUUCAACUCCGUUACAGAAUCAGUACCAGAAUACGGUCACGGAGAUACAGGACGUGCAGGAUCGCUUGCAGAAGCUGUAUGGUAAAGUGCGCACACUCACGGCACAGAAGAGCGAGAAUGAGCAAGUCAAGAAGGAGUUCGAUAUCCUUGAAGACGAUGGUGUGAUAUGGAAGCUCGUCGGCCCAAUAAUGGUACGACAGGAUAGGGAUGAAGCCGUGUCCAACGUCGAGAAACGUUUGGAGUUCAUCACCUCUGAUUUGGAUAAGAGUAACGAGACUGUCAAGGAGCUCGAAGAGAAACUACAGAAGAAGUCCGAUGAGCUGGAGGAACUCCAGCAGAAGUUCACAGCUAUGCAACAAGGGCAGAGUGCUGGACCUCAAGCCGCAGUCAACUAGUGUGUGUGACUAUUCGGUG